This is a messenger RNA of Hibiscus syriacus, 698 nucleotides long. RefSeq lists its product as uncharacterized. The coding region runs from base 60 to 467 and encodes 135 amino acids. The record is from RefSeq and is a predicted model, not a curated record. Lineage: Eukaryota; Viridiplantae; Streptophyta; Magnoliopsida; Malvales; Malvaceae. The transcript has 5 exons.
ACCAAAAGUUCCAAAUUUGGUCCGUUUCCGACGCCGCUUUUGGAGAAAGCAAGAAGAAAAUGAUACCUGAGCAAUGGGCUUCUCCUUGUGGAAAUCAAUGCACUCACAAAUACGCUGCUCUCACCCAGAUUCCCUGGAGAGUGUUCUGCAAAAAAGGGUGUAGUGCGGAUGGAGAGACAUGGGAAGAAUGUUUAUCGGAAUGUGAUGAGAUAUGCUAUAAGGAUCCUGUGUUGAAGGACCAGAAAUGGAGUGCUUACAUGGAUCGCUCCCCUGGAGCUACCAAUUACUCUCAGGAAUGCUUCAAUGCUUGUGUAGCUGGAUGUGGUUAUAAGUUUGAAAUAUGUAAAGAGAUAGUGGCACAAGUCAGACCAAGACCAUUGCCACACAGUCCUCCUCCGUUGGUGAAACCGCCACCAUCCACUACUCCUGAUGAACGUGCCGAAGAUGUACCAAGUACUUCAGCAUAGAGGUGAAAAGAUGAAAGUCCGAUAUAAUCUUUAUUCGCUGAAUAGCAUGCUAGGAGAAAUCCAUCAUGUUGCUGACAUGCUACUAUUGAUCGAUAAAGUCUAGUCCGGGGCCGUUUAGGUGAAGAAACAUUUUUAUUUUCUUCUGUUGUUUGCCCCUCUUCAGGUGCCACCACAUUUGUCCUUAGAAACAUUUCUGCUAAUUAGUACGGGAAGGCGAUGUAAGUUCCCGGU